Gekko japonicus is the source of this 5435-nucleotide messenger RNA. RefSeq names its product kinesin family member 1A (gene KIF1A). Gene Ontology annotation, molecular function: microtubule motor activity; microtubule binding; ATP binding. The record is from RefSeq and is a predicted model, not a curated record. The transcript has 49 exons. NCBI's taxonomy places the organism in Eukaryota, Metazoa, Chordata, Lepidosauria, Squamata, Gekkonidae. Bases 18 to 5312 code for a protein of 1764 amino acids. Gene Ontology annotation, biological process: microtubule-based movement.
GCCUCAAGACCAGCAGGAUGGCUGGAGCUUCUGUAAAGGUGGCGGUGCGGGUGCGUCCUUUCAACUCCCGAGAAAUGGGCAAGGAUUCCAAAUGUAUAAUACAGAUGACAGGAAACACCACAACUAUCAUUAAUCCAAAGCAGCCCAAGGAGACGCCCAAAAGUUUCAGCUUUGACUAUUCCUAUUGGUCUCAUACAACUCCUGAAGAUAUCAACUAUGCCUCUCAAAAGCAGGUAUACCAGGAUAUUGGAGAGGAGAUGCUGCAGCAUGCUUUUGAAGGUUAUAAUGUCUGCAUCUUUGCUUAUGGCCAAACUGGGGCUGGCAAGUCCUAUACGAUGAUGGGCAGGCAGGAGAAGGACCAACAAGGCAUCAUUCCCCAGCUAUGUGAAGACCUCUUUUCCCGAAUCAAUGACACAACAAACGACAACAUGUCCUACUCAGUGGAGGUAAGUUACAUGGAAAUAUACUGUGAACGUGUCCGUGACCUCCUGAACCCCAAGAAUAAAGGGAACCUGAGGGUGAGAGAGCACCCACUCCUUGGGCCGUACGUUGAGGAUCUAUCAAAACUAGCUGUCACAUCCUAUAAUGACAUCCAGGACCUGAUGGACUCAGGAAACAAAGCCAGGACGGUGGCUGCCACCAACAUGAAUGAAACCAGCAGCCGCUCUCAUGCUGUCUUCAAUAUUAUCUUCACUCAGAAACGGCAUGAUGCUGAAACUGACGUCACGACUGAGAAGGUCAGCAAAAUCAGUUUGGUGGAUCUUGCAGGCAGUGAACGGGCUGACUCCACAGGAGCCAAAGGCACAAGGCUGAAGGAGGGAGCAAACAUCAAUAAAUCUCUAACUACGCUGGGGAAGGUGAUUUCUGCUCUGGCUGAGAUGGAUUCAGGACCAAAUAAGAAUAAAAAGAAGAAAAAGACAGACUUUAUUCCAUACCGAGACUCUGUACUUACUUGGCUUCUCCGAGAAAACCUAGGUGGUAACUCUCGAACUGCUAUGGUUGCUGCUCUCAGCCCUGCUGACAUCAACUAUGAUGAGACCCUCAGCACCUUAAGGUAUGCCGACCGUGCUAAGCAGAUCAGGUGCAAUGCUGUCAUUAAUGAAGAUCCUAACAACAAGCUGAUUAGAGAACUGAAGGAUGAAGUGGCUCGUCUAAGAGACCUCCUGUACGCCCAGGGCUUGGGAGACAUCAUUGACACCAAUCCUGUUCCAGGAGGACCUAAAUUGACCAAUGCCUUGGUAGGAAUGAGUCCAUCCUCCUCCCUCUCAGCCUUGUCCAGCCGAGCUGCUUCGGUCUCCAGUCUUCAUGAACGGAUCAUGUUUGCGCCGGGCAGUGAAGAGGCCAUUGAGAGGCUGAAGGAAACGGAAAAGAUCAUUGCUGAGCUGAAUGAAACAUGGGAAGAAAAGUUGCGUAGGACAGAAGCAAUACGUAUGGAGAGGGAAGCUUUGCUUGCAGAAAUGGGAGUAGCCAUGAGAGAAGAUGGUGGUACUCUGGGGGUGUUCUCUCCUAAGAAGACGCCACAUCUGGUCAACCUAAAUGAGGACCCACUAAUGUCUGAGUGCCUUCUAUAUUACAUUAAAGAUGGGACAACCAGGGUUGGUCGAGAGGAUGCUGAGAGGAGGCAGGACAUUGUCCUCAGUGGGCACUUCAUCAAAGAAGAGCACUGCAUUUUCCGAAGUGACACUAAGGCCGGCACUGAAGCAGUGGUGACCCUGGAACCUUGCGAGGGGGCAGACACCUAUGUCAACGGCAAGAAAGUAACAGAACCUAGCAUCUUGAGAUCAGGAAAUCGUAUAAUCAUGGGGAAGAGCCAUGUGUUCCGAUUUAACCAUCCUGAGCAAGCACGGCAAGAGCGAGAGCGAACCCCUUGUAAACAAGGCAUUGACAUGAAGCAGGAGAUGGAGCAGAGGCUUCAGGAAUUGGAAGAUCAAUAUCGAAAGGAAAGAGAGGAAGCUAAUUAUCUUCUGGAGCAGCAAAGGCUUGAUUAUGAGAGUAAAUUGGAGGCUUUACAGAAACAGAUGGAAUCAAGAUAUUACCCUGAAGCUAAUGAGGAAGAGGAAGAGCCUGAAGAUGAAGUACAAUGGACUGAGCGGGAGUUUGAGCUGGCACUCUGGGCUUUCAGGAAGUGGAAAUGGUACCAGUUUACAUCUCUGCGAGAUCUGCUGUGGGGCAAUGCCAUUUUCCUGAAGGAGGCCAAUGCCAUCAGUGUGGAACUGAAGAAGAAGGUUCAGUUUCAGUUCGUGCUUCUCACAGACACUCUGUACUCCCCUCUGCCUCCGGACUUGCUGCCUCCCGAUGCUGCUAAAGACCGUGAGAAACGUCCUUUCCCAAGGACCAUUGUGGCUGUAGAAGUGCAGGAUCAGAAGAACGGAGCAACCCAUUACUGGACACUGGAGAAACUCAGACAGAGGUUGGACCUGAUGCGAGAGAUGUAUGACCGGGCGGCUGAAGUGCCCUCUAGUGUUAUAGAAGACUGUGACAAUGUGGUGACAGGCGGAGACCCCUUCUAUGACCGCUUCCCUUGGUUCAGGCUGGUUGGCAGUUCAGAUAUCUCUGGCUGCAACAGCUCUCCUAUUUUCAACACAUGCAUGAGCGAGCGCAUGGCUGAUCUCACCCCCUCCCCCACCUUCUCGAACCCUGACUCCGACAUCACCGAGCCUGCUGACGAGCAGCACAUGGGGAAGGAGGAGGAGGAGGAGGACCUGGAGGAAGACAUCUUUCCGGAGUACCCACUGUAUGAUGGCCGGGAUCCAUUUUACGACCGCUCCCCCCUGUUCAGUUUAGUAGGAAGAGCCUUUGUGUAUCUCAGCAACUUGUUGUACCCUGUGCCUCUGGUCCACCGUGUUGCCAUUGUCAGUGAGAAGGGGGAAGUUAAAGGAUUCCUGCGUGUGGCUGUUCAGGCUAUUUCAGCGGAUGAAGAAGCACCAGAUUAUGGCUCAGGAGUCCGGCAGUCUGGAACAGCCAAAAUAUCUUUUGAUGAUCAGCACUUUGAGAAGUUCCAAUCUGAGUCCUGUCCUGUGGUGGGAAUGUCCCGUUCUGGAACCUCUCAGGAGGAGUUGCGCAUUGUAGAGGGACAGGGGCAAAUAACUGACAUGGGUCCAUCAGCAGAUGAAGUCAACAACAACACCUGUGCAGCCACUCCAGAGGAUCUUCUUCUGGACAGUUCAGAAAAAUCUGCUAUGGAUGGGCCUUUAGAGACAGCCCUGGAACACCUGAAGUUGGGUAGCAUCUUCACUUUCAGAGUGACUGUUCUGCAGGCAUCCAGCAUUUCAGCAGAAUAUGCAGACAUCUUCUGCCAGUUUAAUUUCAUCCACCGCCAUGAUGAGGCCUUCUCUACAGAACCCUUGAAGAACACAGGACGAGGGCCACCUCUUGGAUUCUACCAUGUUCAAAAUAUUGCAGUGGAGGUGACUAAAUCUUUCAUUGAGUACAUUAAGAGCCAGCCAAUUGUCUUUGAAGUAUUUGGACACUACCAGCAGCAUCCUUUCCCCCCUCUCUGCAAGGAUGUCCUCAGCCCCCUAAGACCAUCCCGACGUCAUUUUCCACGGGUCAUGCCAUUGUCCAAACCAGUGCCUGCAACAAAGCUGAGUGCCAUGACAAGGCCCAGUAUUGGCCCCUGUCAGUGCAAGUACGACCUGAUGGUCUUCUUUGAGAUCUGUGAGCUGGAGGCCAAUGGCGACUAUAUCCCUGCUGUUGUGGAUCACCGUGGAGGAAUGCCUUGCCAUGGAACAUUCCUGUUACACCAGGGUAUCCAAAGGAGAAUCACAGUCACCUUGGUGCAUGAGACAGGCAGCCACAUCCGCUGGAAGGAAGUACGAGAGCUGGUUGUGGGUCGAAUCAGAAACACCCCAGAAGGAGAUGAAUCGCUCAUUGACCCCAACAUCCUCUCUCUGAACAUACUGUCAUCAGGAUACAUCCCCCCCUCCCAGGAUGAUCGGACGUUUUACCAGUUUGAAGCAGCAUGGGAUAGCUCCAUGCACAACUCUCUGCUGCUGAAUCGGGUCACUCCGUACAGAGAGAAAAUCUACAUGACGCUCUCGGCAUACAUUGAGAUGGAGAACUGCACUCAGCCAGCAGUGAUCACCAAAGACUUCUGCAUGGUUUUUUACUCCAGAGAUGCCAAACUGCCUGCCUCUCGAUCCAUCCGCAACCUCUUUGGGAGUGGAAGCCUACGUGCCUCGGAAAGUAACCGUGUGACUGGGGUCUAUGAGCUCAGCCUUUGCCGAGUGGCUGAUGCGGGCAGCCCAGGGAUGCAAAGAAGGCGAAGGCGUGUACUUGACACCUCUGUGGCAUACGUGCGAGGCGAGGAGAACCUGGCAGGCUGGAGACCCCGCAGCGACAGUCUUAUCCUGGAUCACCAGUGGGAACUGGAGAAGCUCAGCCUUCUGCAGGAAGUUGAAAAAACAAGACACUAUCUGCUCCUGCGUGAGAAGCUGGAAACAACUCAGCGCUCAGGACUGGAUUCCCUGUCCCCAAGCUCCAGUGAAGACUCCGAUUCCCGUAGUACAUCUUAUGUCUCAUCUCCCAUCUCAGCAGAUGGGACCCCAGAGGGAAGGGCUUUACCACUGGACGCUCCCAGUGAGAGGCAGAAAGAACUUGCAGUCAAGUGCUUGCGUCUCCUUACUCACACAUUCAACAGAGAGUACAGCCACAGCCAUGUUUGUGUAAGCGCCAGUGAGAGCAAGCUGUCUGAAAUGUCCGUGACCCUGUUAAGAGACCCCUCCAUGCCAGCCCUUGGAGCUACUACUUUGACCCCCUCCUCCACCUGCCCAUCACUGGUUGAAGGACGGUACAAUGCCACAGAGGCUAGAACUCUCCAGCUUUCUCCCAGGGUGGAAAGUCCUGACCUUGAGCCUACAAUUGAAGGAGAACUGAAGAAAUCCCCUACCUGUGGAUCUGAGGAUGAAAAAGAGACCCAACGCUUAUUGAUCCCUGAUAUUCAAGAGAUUCGGGUCAGCCCCAUUGUCUCCAGGAAAGGCUACCUACAUUUCCUGGAGCCCCACACAAAUGGCUGGGUGAAACGCUACGUGGUUGUGAGGCGACCUUAUGUCUACAUCUACAACAGUGACAAGGACUCUGUGGAAAGGGCUGUCCUGAAUCUCUCGUCAGCUCAGGUGGAAUACAGCGAGGACCAGCAGGCAAUGCUGAAAACACCCAACACAUUUGCAGUGUGCACAGAGCAUCGUGGAAUCCUGUUGCAGGCAAGCAAUGACAAGGAUAUGCAUGACUGGCUGUAUGCAUUUAACCCUCUCCUGGCUGGAUCAAUAAGAUCCAAACUGUCUAGACGGAGAACAGCCCAGACAAGAAUUUAGCCUCAAAAUGCCCCCACCCCAACUUUCAAAAAGGAUCAAGAUAAUGGGUGCUCUCUAAAGGUCCCCAUCUUAAAUUUGGAUCACUCCUGUCCUCCAUUCCCCCAGAGGCCUGUUCCACAGAGU